Messenger RNA from Apaloderma vittatum (bar-tailed trogon), 1098 nucleotides. RefSeq names its product leucine rich repeat containing 59 (gene LRRC59). The record is from RefSeq and is a predicted model, not a curated record. NCBI's taxonomy places the organism in Eukaryota, Metazoa, Chordata, Aves, Trogoniformes, Trogonidae. The annotation marks the transcript as partial. Gene Ontology annotation, molecular function: protein binding. The transcript is spliced from 7 exons.
GACAAGCUGGACGGUAACGAGCUGGACCUGAGCCUCUGCAACCUGAACGAAGUGCCGGUCCGGGAGCUGGUGAGCGUNNNNAAAGCUACGAUAUUGGAUUUGUCCUGCAACAACCUCAUUUCCUUGCCGUCAGACUUCUGCAGUUUGAUGCAUCUGGUGAAACUGGAUCUGAGUAAGAAUCGCCUUCAACAGCUGCCCUUGGACUUUGGCUGCCUGGUCAAUCUGCAGCACCUGGACCUUCUGAACAACCGUUUAGUCACCCUGCCAGUCAGCUUUGCACAGCUCAAGAACCUGAAGUGGCUGGAUCUGAAGGACAAUCCCCUGGACCCUGUCCUGGCCAAAGUAGCGGGAGACUGUCUGGAUGAGAAGCAGUGUAAACAGGCUGCUGUCAAGGUGCUGCAGCACAUGAAGGCGAUCCAGUCUGAGCAGGAUCGACAACGGCAACGGAAGCUCCAGGCGGAGCGAGAAAUGGAGAAGAAGCGUGAAGCAGAGCAGCGAGCAAAGGAGGCUCAAGAGAGGGAACUGAGGAAGCGAGAGAAGGCAGAAGAAAAGGAGCGCAGAAGACGGGAGUAUGAUGCUCAGAAGGCUGCAAAACAGGAGGUGGAAAAGAAAACUAAAAAAGAAACCAUGCAGACCCGAAAGCCCGCCUCCAGUUCUCGUGCCCCUCAGCCACCGCGCCACAAGCACUCCUGGUCACGCUCAGUGCUGCGGGUCCUUCUUUUCGCACUGUUGUGUGUCCUCUGUGCUUUGGCCGCCUGCAAGCUGACGGAGCUGCAACAUCAACCCCUGUGCGUCAGCGUGAACACUCUCUACGAGGACGUGAUAGCUGCCCUGCAAAACCACAAAACCCUGCAAAAUAUGCUACAACAGAACUCGCAGCAGUGAUCGUCCUGGACGGGCGCUUGCUUCGUCAGCAUCUCCCUCCACCAUCUACGCAGCCAGAAUUCCUAUGGAAUUGUGUUCUGACAAAACUGCUUUUAAUCAGGCAGCAUUGGUUCGCUGGUCCACUCCACACAGAGCAGUUAUUGUUCAGUCAUCUUUGCUGUGCAUGUUUCGCAGUUGGCCUGUAACCCCCAUUCUUUGCCCAUGUUAACCUAA